Messenger RNA from Plasmodium relictum, 1683 nucleotides. It is a transcript of the gene DPAP2, whose product is annotated as dipeptidyl aminopeptidase 2, putative. Bases 1 to 1683 code for a protein of 560 amino acids. Gene Ontology annotation, cellular component: lysosome. The record is from RefSeq and is a predicted model, not a curated record. The transcript is spliced from 8 exons. Gene Ontology annotation, molecular function: cysteine-type endopeptidase activity. NCBI's taxonomy places the organism in Eukaryota, Apicomplexa, Aconoidasida, Haemosporida, Plasmodiidae.
AUGAAAAAUAUUAUUUUUUUUUUUUUAUAUGUAUUGUUGAUCUGUUUGGUAAGAAGUGAUUUACCUAUACAUGCUCUUAUGGGAGAUGUACAAGGCGUAUGGAAAAUCAAACAGACAAAAAAAAUCAGUGAAAAACCUGAAAAUUGUGGUGGAGGAAUACCUAAUAGAAAUUCAGAAAAUUUAAGUUCAAGUAUAAAGUAUUAUAAAAGAUUUUUAGAAAAUAAAUAUGGAAGUCUAGAAGAAAUAAAAAUAAAAUUAACAAUGGAAAAAAUUAAAAUAACUAAUGAAAUAAAGCCAAGAGAUCAAUGGACAUACUUAGCAGUAAAAAGCUACGAUAAUGAUCAAAUUAUCGGUUAUUGGACAAUGGUUUAUGAUGAAGGAUUUGAAAUUAGACUAAAAGGAAAGAGAUAUUUUGGAUUUUUUAAAUAUGAAAGAAAUUCUAAUCGAUAUUGCCCCCAGUCAAUAGAAGAUAAAAAUUUCGAUGAAGAAGAAUGCUAUAAAACAGAUCCCACCAAAACACAAAUUGGAUGGAUACUUGAUGAAAAAAUAAAAAAAAAUUCUAAGGAGAAAAUAUUUCAUUGGGGCUGUUUUUACUCUGAGAAAGAAGAAGAUGGAAAUACUUCUUCAUUUGUUAUUGAUAAUAUUGAGAAAAAUGAAACCUAUAAAAGAAAUAAAUUAAGUUUCUCUGUCCUUGGAAAAAGAUCAAAAUACAAAAAAGUUUAUUUGUCAAAUUUACCCAAAAUAUAUGCUGCUACAAAAACUAAUUUAAUGAAUAUAUAUGAGAAAAAAAAUCAUAAAAUUUACGGAUGUAAAAAAAAUGAUUUUACUGAUUUAAAAAUUCGUUUAACAUUACCAAAAGAAUUUAGUUGGGGAGAUCCUUUUAAUGAUGAAAAUUUUGUUGAAGAUGUGGAAGAUCAAAAAGAUUGCGGCAGUUGUUAUUCUAUUUCUAGUGUAUACUGUUUAGAAAAAAGAUUUGAAAUAUUAUUUUGGAAAAGAUAUAAAAAAAAAAUAAAAAUGCCAAAAUUAUCUUAUCAAUCUAUUUUGAGUUGUUCCCCAUUUAAUCAAGGUUGCGAUGGCGGUUACCCAUUUCUUGUUGGUAGACAAAUGUAUGAAUUUGGUAUACCCUCAGAAAAGUACAUGAAAUAUGAAAAUGAUGACACAGUUCAAUGUACACUUAAUAUGGGAAAUUUUAACAAAUCAAAUAAUAAAGAUAAAAGCAUAAAAGAGAUAUAUUAUGCUUCAGAUUAUUAUUAUAUAAAUGGAUGUUAUGAAUGUGCAAAUGAAUAUGAUAUGAUGAAUGAAAUUUUAUUAAAUGGACCAAUAAUAUCAGCUAUUAAUGCAACCCCAGAAUUGUUAAAUUUAUAUAAUAAUAAUAAUAAAAAUAAAAUAUAUGAUGUUAUUACUAAUGAAAAUCAAAUAUGCGAUGUAUUAAAUGAAGGGUUUAACGGUUGGCAGCAAACAAACCAUGCUAUUAAUAUUGUUGGAUGGGGAGAACAAAUAAAUAAAAAUAAUGAAUUAAUAAAAUAUUGGCUGAUAAGAAAUACGUGGGGUAAACAAUGGGGAUAUAAAGGUUAUUUAAAAUUUCAAAGAGGAAUAAAUCUAGCUGGUAUUGAAUCUCAAGCAGUUUUCAUUGAUCCUGAUUUUUCAAGAGGACAAGCUAAAAUCCUUCUAAAACAGAAUUAA